Messenger RNA from Chaetomium strumarium, 1716 nucleotides. RefSeq lists its product as uncharacterized. NCBI's taxonomy places the organism in Eukaryota, Fungi, Ascomycota, Sordariomycetes, Sordariales, Chaetomiaceae. The record is from RefSeq and is a predicted model, not a curated record. Bases 1 to 1716 code for a protein of 571 amino acids. The transcript has a single exon.
AUGGUGUCGCAACACAGCGACGGGCCGACCUCAUUGACGCUGCGGGGGCCGUCGUCGGUCGUCGGGACCAGCUCCAGCGGCCGGGCGCCAGGCUUACACAGCUCAUCGCGCUCCCGCCGCUACAACCGCUCCCACGCCGGCGGCAGCUCCUUCACGCCGCAGAAUGAGUUCCCCAUCUUCAGCCACAGCGGCGACGUCGAGAUCGUUGUGCGCGUCGCAUCCGGUCACGAGAACCGCUACCUCCUGCACCGGCACAUCCUUACCCGCUGCUCCGGCUUCUUCGAGGCUAGCACAAGCAACGAAUGGUCGCGUGCGCAAGCAGUUCCUGAGUUACCGGCGCCGGGAACAGCCGGAGCGAUUGAAGGAGGGGCGAGCGCCGCUGGUGGGGAGUUGGCACGGGUAGGCGAUCGGGCCCGGGAUAGCGAAGGGCCCGGCAAAACCGCGCAAACGAGGAAGAGGUGGAGGUACGAGCUGGAUUACGGGUCAGGGGACAACGACAUACCGAUGCUGGUACAGAAGGAGGAGAGCACCAAGCCGUCGCCAGUCAACAACUCGAUAUUUGGUGGCCCUCCACCCAGUCACUCUUCAAGCCGGCACUCCCAUCACAAGUCAGGGUCGCACUCCUUCUUCCGAUCUGUUGCCAACCUCACCCUGUCUGCGACGCACACACCAUCCCUUCCACCGCCAACGCCUGAAGAGCAGGAUUUAUUACGAGAUUAUGACAACCUUUUCCGCAUCAUGUACAACUAUCCCCCAUUACUGGACGGCAUCAACAUCGCAGAUGCCUACGUACAGUGCAAGUCACUGCUCAACCUCGCAGACCAGUACGACGCUCUCGCUGUAGUCGGACCGCGCGUCGACCACCACCUACUCCAAUUCCAGUCUCGGCUAUGGAAGCAAAUUGCCAAGUACCCUAUCAGUUACCUCCGCCUAGGCUACCUCGCUCGGUCCAAGGUGAUCUUCCAAGAAGCACUGAUCCACGUCGUGGGACAGUGGCCAGCUGGCGAGCGCUCCAUCCGCGCCGCACUCCCGGAAACGGUGGUCGACAUCAUCGAGGACAAAGUCGACGAGCUCGAGGAAACCGUCAGCCGCAUCGAAGCCCGCCUCUUCCGCCUCACUCUCACCACCCGCACGGGCGAGCGCGUGACGCCCGCCAACGGAUACCUCGAGUGGCUCGCCAUCAGUCUCUUCCGGCAAUGGCUGGCAGAGAAUACCACGCCGCCGAUGCCGCCUGCUCCGGAGCGCAGUAGCGGCGGUAGCCACUCCCGCAAUGCGGCCGCUUCCCGGGGGAGGGCUGGGAGUCACAGCAGCGGCAGCGGCGGGAGCGCGACUGGUGGCAUGAACAGUCGGUCGAGUACGCACGGCAACUACAACUUACAACUAGCCGCGCCCGCUCCAAUACCACCGCUUUCAUCGCUGGGGAGGACGUACAGGUUGCUCGGUGCGGGUCCCGGUAAUAGUGCAGACAAAGGGUACCUCGGGCACGACGAGUGUAAGCGCUUCCUAAAACUCACGCCGGAGCUGUAUACGCGGGAUAAUCUGCGGAAGUUUGAGAAGAGGAUCGAUGAGCUGAAGGCCAUGGCACGCGAGGUCGUGCGUCCGCUGAUGGGGAGUAGCCUCGAGCUGGAAUUGGUCUAUGGUGCUGGGGCGGGAGGGAUUGGGUAUCUGACGUGUACCACGGUGAGGGAUCGGGAUCUGCCGUGGGCAUAUGAUUAA